AUGCGUCGCCAUGGCAGGUCGGGCGGAGGUCCGACUAAGGCUGUCACGCCUAUGUCCGACAACCUGUCCCUCAUCCAUUCCUUCGAUUCGGUCAUGAACCCGAAUCGACCCGUGCGCCCCUCGCCCUUGGCCUCCUCCCACAUUAAAGCGUUGCCGCUCGAACUUGUCGAUCGUCUGCGCUCCUUCCCCCUCUUCCAGGCCACGCCCGAAUCCUUCUUGAUCGAAGUGGGCCAGCACCUGCGCCCGCAGCUUCACGCCCCGAACGAUUAUAUUUUGACCGAGGGCGACGAUGCAAGAGCAAUCUACUGGUUGGUGCGCGGUGCCGUGUCCGUCACAUCGCGUGAUGGUGAAAGUAUAUAUGCCGAGUUGGAACCAGGUUCCUUCUUUGGAGAAAUUGGAGUGCUAAUGGAUCGGCCGCGCACCGCGACCAUCAUUGCCCGCACUCGAUGCAUGCUGGUCGUGCUCUCCAAGGAGGACUUUCGCAACAUUCUUCCGCGCUUUCCAGAUGUUGAGCGCGCGAUCAUGGAAGAAGCCCAAGAGCGAUUGAUGAUCCUCGAGAAAAAGAAAAAGGAGACUUCGGCUCCCGUCGUGGACGACGAACCCAGCCCCAGUCCAGUACGAAGAGGCUCGAAACGACUUCGCGAAAGCUUUUCUAAAGAUCACAUUGUUGCGGAAGAUGAAGACUUGAGUUUAAAAUCAGUCUAUAAAAAACGGAAAUCACCUAGCCCAGGACGACGAGAUGCAGCCAGUGCAUUGGCCAAUGGACUGGUGAACGUCCGCCUGCUGCUGAAAGAACUCCCGCUCUUCUCCGGGUUACCCGCAGAUAUUCUUCAUUUCUUGGGUUUGAAUGCCCAACCAGCCUCAUUCCAUCCAUUCACCGACAUAAUUAAGCAAGACUCGCAGGGCCGCGAGCUCUAUUUCAUCGUUCGUGGUGAAGUGGAGGUUGUGGCUGAAAAGCGUGAGCCAAGCAAUGAGCACCAUGGCAAGCCGAAUGGAGUCGAUCACGGCGGGGUAGAAAUCAAAGCUAGACUCAAGCAGGGACAGUACUUCGGAGAAGUCGUCAGUUUGGCUCUAGCGCCGCGAAGGACAGCAACCGUUCGCUCUGUCACUUCGGUGGAAUGCCUCAUGCUGAGUGGCGACGUGCUCUCCAAAUUCUGGGAGAUGUGCCCUAAGGAUAUUCGAGACCAGGUGGAGCGUACCGCCCAAGAAAGGCUACAGGCGGCUUCCGAUGGCGAUGUAGUCAUGACGGAUGCCUCUGAGGAGCACACUCCAAUGGGUGACUUGAAUAUCGAUGAUCGGGUGAAAAUAACUUCAGCUCGGAGAAAGUCCAUGCCUCUAUUGACAUUAACUGAGACUGAGCUCGAUGGCCCACUCCAAUCCUCAUCAGGCGAAGACCAGGAGCACCCUUUGGCACGGCCAUCCGACCCAGAUCCAUAUCUGAGCCUUGGUUUAGACAAGGUUCGACUCAGAAGCCGACGCGGCUCGGUGGCACCGUUAACCCCAGAAGAAAUGACAGGGGAAUACCAACGACAAUCUCAUUCCGAGCCUCGAUCUGCUACUUCAUCGAGCUUUGCACUUCCAGAAACAGCCGAACUGUCCAAACCACACCAUUCUGCACGUCCCUUGAAAGAUGCCCCACCCGGCAUUUUUCCAGAUAGCAUUCUGCUGAACAUAUUUGGGUUCCUCGAAUUCCAUCACCUACUUCGACUCCGUGCAGUGUCAUCUCAUUGGUGUGGCAUUCUGAACAAGUCACCGGAGCUUGUUCGGGAUUUGGACCUCAGCAUAUACAACCGUAGAGUCACUGAUGAUGCGCUUGUGAAGAUUAUUUGUCCAUUCGUUGGUGACCGACCCCGAUCCGUGAACAUCAACAAUUGCUUCCAUAUCACCGACGAAGGGUUCAAUGCACUAGUCAAUACGUGUGCACCUAACUCUACGACGUGGAAGAUGAAAAGCGUCUGGGAUGUCACAGCUUCAGCAAUUCUCGAAAUGUCUGCCAAGGCUACGAGUCUUCAGAGCGUAGAUUUGAGCAACUGUCGAAAGGUAGGGGAUACACUCAUGGCCCGAAUUAUCGGGUGGGUUAUCCCUGGAAAUCAAAAGCCUACCGAGGGCAAAAGUGCUUCUAUCAAACCAACUUUCCAGACGGAAGACAGUUUGGUCUACGGCUGCCCGCAACUAAAGAAGCUUACGCUGUCGUACUGCAAACACGUCACGGACCGUUCAAUGCAUCAUAUUGCAUCACACGCAGCAGGUCGAAUCGAAGAAAUGGAUUUGACUCGCUGCACUACAAUUACAGACCAGGGCUUCCAAUAUUGGGGGAACGCCCGGUUCACCAACCUGCGCCGACUCUGCUUGGCGGACUGCACCUAUUUGACUGACAAUGCCAUCGUGCAUCUAACCAAUGCUGCCAAACAGCUACAAGAAUUGGACUUGUCAUUCUGUUGCGCACUAUCCGAUACAGCAACAGAAGUUCUUGCCCUUCAAUGCUCACAAUUGAAGUCUCUGAACAUGUCAUUCUGUGGCUCUGCAAUUUCCGAUCCCUCCCUCCGCAGUAUCGGCCUGCACCUCCUUUCACUACAGCAUCUAUCCGUACGCGGCUGUGUCCGCGUUACCGGUGUAGGCGUGGAAGCCGUAUCCGAAGGCUGUCAUCAACUCGAGUCAUUCGAUGUCAGCCAAUGCAAGAACCUCCUUCCAUGGCUUGAAGACGGCGGCGCAAUGCGAUACCAGCCACGCAUCAAUUUCCAAAUCGUGGCCUCCAAUGAUAAGAAUUUCCGAUGA
This is a messenger RNA of Penicillium longicatenatum, 2775 nucleotides long. RefSeq lists its product as uncharacterized. The record is from RefSeq and is a predicted model, not a curated record. The coding region runs from base 1 to 2775 and encodes 924 amino acids. Gene Ontology annotation, molecular function: protein binding; protein-containing complex binding. Lineage: Eukaryota; Fungi; Ascomycota; Eurotiomycetes; Eurotiales; Aspergillaceae. The transcript is spliced from 2 exons.